UCCCUUUUAGCUGUGUUGGCCUCCACGCGCUGAGGAUGGCUGGAGCUGUGCGGACACGCGUUGCUGUGGUAACCGGGGGUAACAAAGGUAUUGGAUUCGAGGUGGUGAAGUCCCUGUGUCGACUCUUUCCAGGCGAUGUUUUGUUGACUGCAAGGAACGAGAGCCUGGGUCGAGCAGCGGUGGCUAGCCUGGAACAGACUGGCCUGAAACCACAGUUCUUCCAACUAGACAUCACUGACCAAACCAGCAUCGCGUCCUUGGCUGCGCACCUGUCACACAAAUAUGGCGGACUGGACGUCCUCGUCAACAACGCCGGCAUCAUGUUCGGGAGGUCAUCAACGGCUACCUUUGAAGAACAGGUCAAGGCCACUAUGAAGGUCAACUUCUGGGCCAAUCUUAACGUCUGCAAAACGUUCUUCCCGCUUCUCCAUCCCCAUUCAAGGGUCGUGAACGUUUCCAGCAUGCUUGGAAGCACAGCGUUGAAUAAAUGUGCAAAGGACAUCAAGACAAGGAUUACCGCCCCUGACAUUACACUGGAUGAACUGGAAAACUUGAUGAAACAAUUUGAAACAGAUGUUUCGUCAGGGACGUACAGCCAGGCGUGGCCAGAGACGGCGUACGGAGUGUCCAAAAUAGGCAUGACAACGAUGUCGCUAAUCCAGCAGAGGGUGUUGGACAGAGAAGGAAAGACAGACGUCGUUGUAAAUGCGUGCUGCCCGGGAUGGUGUAGAACAGAUAUGGGAGGCCAGAAAGCCAUCAGCUCCGCGGAAGAAGGUGCAGAUACCAUUGUCUAUCUUGCAACACUUCCGCCGGAGGUGAUGUCACCACGAGGACAACUUGUAACUCGCCGCAAAAUCAAGCCAUGGACCAAAGGAAGCGUUUUGUAAAGGCAGCAUAUCAUGGGUUACACAACGUCAUACGCUGACAAAAAUGUCUCAAUGUAUGUGGGUAUAAAUCAUGAUAUUGUGGUUGUCCAAUUAUUGGCAGGGAUCAGUGAGAUGGAUGUACGUAAAUGUAGGUCAUACAGUUCAUGUGCAGUGCAAUAGUCACUUUGUAAAAUGGCAGAAAUUACAAUUAAUGUGUGAAGUGAUCAUAUAUAUAUCUUAUUCCCCUGAUACAGAAUAUAGAAUGUGGACAUUAUGUAAAAAGAUGAAAUAGCAGGGUGUUUGACAAGUCAAGAUCUACAAUGUUUUUGUCCAAAGUUUUUAUUUUUUAUUUUACAAAUAGACGUGCAUUCCACAUUGACUGUAACAUAUAUAUGUGUGUGUGUGUGUGUGUGUGUGUGUGUGAGAGAGAGAGAGAGAGAGAGAGAGACAGAGUUAUGGAUAUAUAUAUAUAUAUAUAUAUAUGUAUAUAUAUUUAUAUAGUACUGCAAAAUGUAACUGAUUUAUAUGAAGUUCAAUAAAAAGAUAUUCUCAUAUUAAAUUAUGCAUCUUUCAAUAUAUA
This is a messenger RNA of Haliotis rufescens (red abalone), 1446 nucleotides long. Its product is annotated as carbonyl reductase [NADPH] 1-like. Gene Ontology annotation, molecular function: oxidoreductase activity, acting on the CH-OH group of donors, NAD or NADP as acceptor. The transcript is spliced from 8 exons. Lineage: Eukaryota; Metazoa; Mollusca; Gastropoda; Lepetellida; Haliotidae. Bases 36 to 887 code for a protein of 283 amino acids. The record is from RefSeq and is a predicted model, not a curated record.